Anopheles maculipalpis is the source of this 2239-nucleotide messenger RNA. RefSeq names its product exocyst complex component 5 (gene Sec10). Gene Ontology annotation, cellular component: cytoplasm; exocyst. The coding region runs from base 95 to 2239 and encodes 714 amino acids. The record is from RefSeq and is a predicted model, not a curated record. Gene Ontology annotation, biological process: Golgi to plasma membrane transport; exocytosis. The transcript has 2 exons. Lineage: Eukaryota; Metazoa; Arthropoda; Insecta; Diptera; Culicidae.
AAUUGUCAACAAACGAUAAUCGAUUCCUGAUUACAAAUCGAUUGGGGUGUUCAAGUGCAUAAGUUUUCCGUAAAUUUGACCCUAAAGCACCAACAUGUUAUCGCAAUAUGUAGAAGAGUUGGAACAGGAUCCGUUCGAGGUGGAAGAGUUCAUCGAACGAUUGUGCUGGCGGACAAACAACGAGAUCGGUUCGGACCAGUUCGAUCCCGACUUGCUGUAUGAAACCUUUGUCGAGACCAUCAAGGAUAUGAAGAUUCUGCAGGAACGUCAGCAACGCAAAUGCGACAAGCUCGAGGAAGCCCUAAAGGAAGAGCAGGCAAUCUUCGUGAAAGCAAUCGAUAAGUUCGUUGCCAAACAUCAGGUAUCGGUGGACUACUUUCAUCAGUUGGAUGAAAAGAUCAACUCGGUUGCGGGAAAGGUGAUCCAUCUAGGCGAACAGUUGCAGAACGUGAAUAUGCCACGGAGCCGAGCAGUCGAGGCACAGCUGUUGUUAAAUCACAUGACAGAAUUCCUUACGCCGGGUCCGAUCGUGAAUGAUAUCUACAGCGACAAGAGCAAACUGUACGAAGCGGCUGAUAUCAUUCAGAAACUGUUUCAAAUAUCGCAAGACUUGCCGGCUCAGCGGUUUGCGAAUGCGAAGAAAAAGAUCGAAUCCAAGUACGACGAUGUGGAGAUGCAGCUGAUCGAGGAAUUUGCCACGGCACAGAAGAUGGAAAAUAUCGAGCGGAUGAAGGAGUUGUCGGACAUUUUGUCGCAGUUUAAGGGCUACACGCAGGUGAUCGAUGUGUACAUCGAGCAGAGCCAGGCGACGACCUACGGUGGACGGGAUGUGUUCGAAGGUAUUGUACCGUUGUGCCACAAGCACUACAAAAUCAUACAGCAGGUAUUUAGCGCACCGGACAAAGUGAUAAGCAAGUUCAUUCUCAACAUAUAUCAGCUGAAAAUUAAUCAGUUCGUGCAGACAAAGCUGGACGAUCGAAAGGAUGAGAACAAGUAUUUGAAAACACUUUCGGAGCUAUAUUCGCGCACCAUGAAGCUAAGCGCAGAGUUACAAGAAUUUUUCAAAGGCUCCGAAGAUGAUUUGUUGCAAAAGUUGACGGCCAAUAUAUUCGAUCGUCAUCUGGCGACGUACAUCGAGGUGGAAAGCCGCACACUGGACGGGAAGUGUCAGGUGGAGUUGAAAAAGUUCUACGAAAACAAAAACCACCAAAAGAAACAGAUCGAACGGUUCCAAGAAUUGCGGCGAGAUAUGCAGGCGCUAAUCGGUAGUAGGGCUAAUAUAAAUAUCGCCCAGAUCGAAGAUUACGGUGGCGAAACGUUCCUCUCGGAGGAGCUUGCGAUCAACUUGCUGCAGCAGUCGUCGCACGCUUUCGAGCGUUGUUGUUUGCUAUCGAAGGAAAACGAUUUGCCACGAAAUAUUCUCAAGCUAACGGACACGCUGCUGCGCUAUCUACUGCACGAGCAUUGCGAUUAUGCGCUCGAUCUUGGGCUCCAGGCCAUUCCGAUCGCCGAAUGCAAAAGUGUACCGCAGAUAUACUUUUUCGAUGUCGCACAGAAGUGUAAUGCCAUUGUACAUCUGCUGGAAAAGACGUACAAUGCGAGUGUAAUCCCGAACGUAAUCGGUACACCGCAGUACACGGAUUGCAUACAGAAAAAGCGCUCCUACCUGGAGACGGUAGAGAAUAAGAUCGAAACGGGGCUGGAACGAACGCUGAAUGCGAUCUUUGGUUGGGUUAAAACGUACCUUGCCAGCGAACAGAAGAAGUCUGACUUCAAGCCAGACACCGAUGUCGAUACGGUAGCGUCGAACGCGUGCCUUGCGGUGGUACAGUAUCUAAACCCACUGAUCGGACUGAUCCAGAAGACGAUCGAUGGAGAAAAUUUGGCUGCUGUACUGACGGAGUUUGGCAUCCGUUACCAUCGGGUAGUUUUUGAACAUUUGCAGCAGUUUCAGUACAAUACAGCUGGUGCCAUGUGCGCCAUUUGCGAUGUGAAUGAAUAUCGAAAGAGUGCUCGCGUGCUGCAGAGUCCUUUGGUGACGCAGCUGUUUGAUGUGCUGCAUGCGUUGUGCAAUUUGCUGUUGGUAAAACAUGAAAAUUUGCAGGAAGUUUGUGGUGGGGAAACGCUCAACUAUCUGGACAAGUCGGUGGUGAUGAAUUUUAUUCAGUUGCGUAGCGAUUACAAAACUAUUAAAAUAUCCAACUCGCUGAAGGGAAUAUCGGACCAACGGAUGGUGUAA